AUGUCUCUCUUUGUUAGAAAAGGCGCAGCGGGUAGGGUUAAUGCAGAGCGGCUUUAUGCGUUCAAUAAGACACUCAAAAAAGACGCUCUGCGUGAGAGAAGUUACUGGGAGGUGAGCAAAGACAGCCAUCCAAUUAACCGCUGGUCGUACCGUCGCUGGAAGGAGCGUAAUGAGGAGUUGUCCAUCUUUGAAGACAAACUGGAUAAAGUGCCGGUAGAUCAAAAAUUCAAGGUAAAGAAGCUAUUGACUGUGGCAAACAUCUCUAUUGCCGGCCCAAUCGUGCUGUUUUUUUAUUUCGUUUUCUGCUACUGGCGUCAUCGUCUCUGGGGCAUCACUCCCAUCGAUGGUGCGGGUGCGAUUGCGAGGGGUGUGCAGAACCUCCCAAGGCCACCCGGCUACUAG
Messenger RNA from Trypanosoma conorhini, 402 nucleotides. RefSeq lists its product as uncharacterized. NCBI's taxonomy places the organism in Eukaryota, Euglenozoa, Kinetoplastea, Trypanosomatida, Trypanosomatidae. The transcript has a single exon. The record is from RefSeq and is a predicted model, not a curated record. The coding region runs from base 1 to 402 and encodes 133 amino acids.